Colletotrichum orchidophilum is the source of this 4887-nucleotide messenger RNA. RefSeq lists its product as uncharacterized. NCBI's taxonomy places the organism in Eukaryota, Fungi, Ascomycota, Sordariomycetes, Glomerellales, Glomerellaceae. Gene Ontology annotation, molecular function: protein binding. The transcript has 9 exons. Bases 1 to 4887 code for a protein of 1628 amino acids. The record is from RefSeq and is a predicted model, not a curated record.
AUGUCGCCCAAACAGCCAAUCCCGAAAAGGGAUCUCGAACAGGGGCUAUACAUUGUGGAAAUUCCAAAGCAGACGCCAGCAAAGGAGGAGCCAACAAAGAAGAAGCCAACAAAGGAAGAGCCAAAUGUGGACAUCAUUGUCGUCCCAGGCUUUGGCGCAGACCCCCUGAACUGUUGGGCUUGGAAGAAAGACGGAGAAUAUGGUUUCAACUGGAUCACAAGCGGUUCUGGACUUAUCGUCCAUGGGCUUCUCCUUUCGCUUCGUGAGAAAAGAAGAGAAUACAAUGAAAAAGGCCGACCCAUCAUUUUCAUUGGCCAUAGCAUGGGGGGGCUAGUCGUUGCCAAAGCAUUGACCGAGAUGGAUAGACUUCGUGAUGAUUUCGGAGAACUGCUUCCUUGCGUCACGAGCUGCGUUUUCUUCGGGACGCCCUUUCUUGGCACUGGUAUGGCGUCAUACUUCUCUUGCGUGAUUGAGGAGAUGAAAAAGAAGGAGCUUGAAGUGUGUGAUGCUUUCUGGACCAUGAUGAGACCGGAAAGCGAUUCUCUUCGGACACUACGCCAUGAAGUCACACAACUGGCCCAGCGAAUCAGUCCGCCAAUUGUGCUGAGCUAUGUCUUCGAAACGCUAGAAGUCGCCAAGAAGGAUUAUUUCCCACAGAGAGACUCCGGAAACAACGAUUCCAGACCGGCCGGCGAAUCGGAUGGGUCAUAUCUAUCUUUUAUGCGUGGGCUCGACGAGGAUACCACAACACGUCUGGACAACUGUUUCGAAUCCAGCCUCAAGAGUAGCAAAGGUUUAUUCGUUACCUGCGCGUCUGCAACCAAGGGCUCUGAGAAAGGUCUGGGGCUCCAGUGCAACCACCGUGAUCUGGUGACCUUCCCAGAUGUCAAGAAUGAAAAAUAUAAAUCUGUUCUGGGCGAGCUGGGUAGUCUGGUCGAUAGGGCGGAAACCACUUGUCGGAAAAGACUGUUUGCUUCAAGCCAGCAUAGCAUGUCACCUCACGCUGCGGAUGCUUUGAGAAACAUGCUUGACUCUGGUAUCAAACGCGAUCAUGAGGCCCUUGUGGGAGCAAAGAAAGAGGAGUCGUGGGUCCUUCAAGAUGAACACUACCAAAAUUGGAAACUUCUUCGAUCAAGCAAAUCGUUCUUCUGGAUCAAGGGGCGGCCUGGCCAUCUUUUGAAGAGUCAAUAUCGAAGAGGUAGCCAUUCAGCCAUCGAUAGCCAAAAUGACGAUACUACGGCCACCUUGAGCUUGUCUAAUCUAUGGAGUUGUUUCAAAGAUAUCCUGGCCGACGAUUCUACUGGUGACAUUUAUGUCGUCAUCAACAACAUCCAUUUGCUUGAAGAUGAUCAGUAUUCCGACGAACUCAUCGAGGAAAUCUCCAAAGAAGUAAUGGCAACUCACAAGACCCAGCAUCAGAGCGGUAUUCGGGGCGCUCGUCGAUGGCUUAUCACGCUCACGGAUGGCGGGGAUAGUCGUCGUUUUGAGAAGCUGAUCGAUCGUCAAACCUCGUACGUUGCCGAUCUAUCCACCAGCGAAUUCGCUGAGAAGGUCAAAAAUUCUCUCAAAGAUUAUGUGCAGAGAAAGGUCGUCGACUUACAUCAGACCAAGCGCUAUGCACCUGAUCAAAGGUACAUGAUAGAGGACCUGAUGGUCGACCAUGCGGACAACACACAUUGGAUCGAUAUCCAAUGCAUUCGGCUGGGAGAACUGGAGCUCGACAGCAGCACAGAGUCCAUAACAAGAACCUUGGGGCUUACGAAUGCAUCGAGUUUGGAAAAUCUCGUGCGCCACUGCUGGUUGACGGUCCUCGAGCGGGACCCGCAACUCAAGCCCUCCCUCGUGGAACUUCUCAGAGCACUAGUCUUGGCUUUCCGAAGCCCGUCCGUCAAAGAGCUCUACAUCUUGUCCGGCAUUAAGGACGAGGGGAAGGUGAUUCAUCUGAUCGACCAGUGCGCGCCAAUGAUACGUCUAGUUCCUCAAGAUAAGGGCAUGACCACUGUUGAGUUUGGAAAUGCCACCCUCAAGCAUCAGCUUCUCUUGAAAUCAGACAAGCUUCUCGGUUUGUCAGGCGGCUCUCCUAACGCCGAGUCGAAAAAGCCAGAAACAGAACGUUACCAUGGUGUACUCGCUUGGAGGUGUUUUUCUUACUUGGAAAGGGCUUUGAAGCCCGCCAUGGCGGGGAUGGAUCGGUCAACGUUUAUCAAGUCCUUGUAUCCCUUGGACUUUUGGAUGAACCAUGCCAUCCAGGGCAAGAGAGAGCUUUCGGACGAUCUCGCUCGCCAUCUCCAUGGUUUCUGGAAGAAUCCGUCACCCCUGAGGGAUGCUUGGUUGGCCUUAUGUCUGCCAAACGCGCAAUCUUUCGAGCACAGCAUUUCCAUUACGGGUAUGACAGCGUUGCAUACAGCUGCAGCCUUUGGAUUUGACAAGCUUGUGAUGAGCUUGAUCACGAACGGACACCAACAUGAAGUGGAUUGUGGAAACCUAGAAGGAUACACCCCACUUCAUAUCGCCGCUGUUUUCAAUCACACCGAGACGAUCAAAGUCCUCCUCAGAAGCAGCGGGAAAGACGCCGUCAACAAAAGCAUGAAACUUCUUGGGGCUCCACUCCAUCUGUCCGCGAUUCAGGGCCAUCUUGCUAGUCUGAGGCUGUUGUUGGAGAAAGGAGCAAACCCGAAUGCUCUGAGUGAGAUGUACGGUCCCGUCAUCAAUGCUGCAAUCAAAUCGGGGCACAGCGAAGCAGUACAAGCACUGCUUGGACAUGACAAUAUCGAUCUCGAUGCGGCCAAUCCCAACGGCUCACCGCCUCUUGCACUCGCCGCGGGCAUGUCUCCAGAAGAUGUGUUCAAACACAUUUUACUUGGAGGCAAGGCGAAAUGGACAGCACAACAUCACAGGCGGGCCUUGGAAGAAGCAUGUCGCAACAACAAGCCGGGUAACAUCCAAGCUCUUCUCGAACACGCGGGGGCCUCGUUCGAUGAUGCUACUCUCACAUCUGCAGUGCUGACUGCCGCCAUUGAGAACAAUUGGGAUUGCGUUUUGGCAAUCUCACGACCGGAGUUGGGUGGCAGCAACGUUUUCUAUCUUGCGGCGGUGACCUUGCGUGACGGAUCGUCAGCCAGUACCGUGCUCCAAAAGACUUGGAGUGCUUCGCACGCUACGAUUGAAAAGGAAGUACGCAACGCCGCUUUAUACCAGGCUACCGAUAACCAGAAGGCGGAAACAGUAGCAUGGCUUCUGGACACAUGCAAAGCUGAUGCCAACGCUACGGACCAUCGUCCGGGAAGUUUGGAUCCAAGUUAUUUCACGAACAUUCUGAGCACCUUUGGGAAUGCUUUAGCCGCCGCGGCUUGGGAUGGCACCAUCGACAUUGUGAAGAAUCUGGUGGAGCACGGUGCUCAAAUCGACAGUCCGAAUGGAUGUCCAUUACAGCUAGCGGCAAGAGAGGGCCAUGCCGAGGUCGUUAGUUAUCUCCUCGGCCAGAAAGCCAAGGUCAACAGGAUUCCUGGAGAGGAGCACGACUACCAGGGAUCAAGCUUUUCGGAAGGGACUGCCUUGCAAGCUGCUUGCCAAUAUGGUAAAACCAACGUUGUAAAAAUACUCCUCGAAUGGAAGGCAAAUCCCAAUCUUGGACGAGGCCUGUACACCAAUCCCAUCAUCGCCGCCACAACGAGGAAUCGGCCCGAGAUUUUGAAACUCCUGCUCGCUGCGCCAGGAGUCGAUGUCAAUGUGAGAGGGGUCAAUGAUUUGUCGACGCCAUUGAUGAAUGCAGCUUUCCUCAUGUCCUACGCAGACACAGAGCUUAUACUCAACGCUGGCGCCGACGUCAAUCAGUCAGGCCCCGAUGACGAAACCGCCGUCAUUCGUGCAGCACGGAAAGGAGACGCCGAAAUCUUGCGGCUCCUCAUAUCACGUGGGGCUGACAUCUUGCACGAGGGAAAAGACGAGCGAACUGCUCUUGAUAUUGCUGCAAAUCAAGGGCACCUUCAAUGCUUGAAAGUACUUGCAGAGAGUGUGUCUCCGCUAUUUCGCGGACUCAAGAGAGCGAUUGCGAACGGGAGCACAUUUGCACGAGAUCUCGUAGCUCGACCGGGGGAUGACCAUGAUAUUGUGGACAUGGUAGCCGUCAAUCAAUUACGGGAUCAAGUUGUGAACCUGACAAGAGAGGUGGAAGACCUCCAUUCCAUUCAAUUAGGUUGGAACGACAUGAUGUCAAAGGUGCAAGCAGCGGAGACGAACACGGCAGGUUAUAAGGAACGAAUGGACCAGAUGAGACGUGAGAGAGGUGAAGAGAGCGCGACGAUUGAAAGAGAGCGUGGUGAAUACAAGGCCGCGAGAUACGGAUUCACCAAGCUGCAUGAGGAGCGCGAUUCUCUCAAGCAAGAAGUUGCGGCUUGCAAACUUGGUCUGGAAGUCCAGAAAAGAGACUCCGAUAGUAAGAUACAGAGGCUGCAGAAAGAGCUCGAGGGAGUUCAUGCUUUGUGGACAGAAGCCGAAGCGCAGCGGAAGAAUAUGGCAGAGGAAGCAGCAAAGACGCAACGGCAACUUGAAACCGUCCAUGAGAAAGCGAAGAAGAUGGAGCAAGACAUGUCGACUGAGAUUUCUUCUUUGCGGCAGAAAUUAGACCCCUCCGAACAGCAAGUCGACGGGCAGGCAACUCCUUCAGGUGGCAGGGAUGACGAAAGCUACACUGAAGGAGACGACGUCCUGAGCCAGAAUGCUGGCAGCUCCUUCAGUGUCAGCAGCGCUCAUGACACCACGGGUGACAUGAGCACAGGCAAAACUGCAGCCAAGAGUUGGAAAGAUAUCAGGCACAACUCUUCACAGUUUAUGGCCGAUUUAGUUUCAAAACAAAGGGGGAGUCCCAAGCCUGAUGGCCAGAGGUAG